GCUCAGUCAUUGCCCCACCCUAAGUCACACCCUUCUCUAUACCCCACCCUAGUCUCUCACUCCUGGUAACUCAAUGCACUGAGAGGACCCAGACAUGAAGGUAUGGAGGUGGAUCUUCUGGUUCCCUGUGCUGGGGUUGCCCAGUCACACAGCACAGAAUCCAUCUCAGAACUUUCCUGGCCAUUUUCAGCUCAGUACUGAUUUUUGGGGGAUUUUUCGGAAGCUUAUCAUUAUUGCUACAGUCGUGACUAUUUCAGCAUUUGCCAUUUUCUUCUGGACAACUAUGCUUGUUCUAAAACUGCCAAUUUAUCAAGUUAAUUCACAGCAAAUUUCUGAGAAGAUCAAUAAUGCCAUAAAGGAAAAUGCAGAACUUAUGCAAAAAAUUUCUGUUUUGGAACAGAAGAUCACUGAAUCAAAAAAAUGUCUUCUUGAGACUAACAGACAAAAAGAGAUGGUCUCUGAUGAACCAAUGAAACUUAAGGCAUUUGAAAAAGGGAAAUCUGAAAACUUGAAAGAAGUUAUUUCAAUGAACUCGGGAAUUUCAGAGCUGUUAAAGUUGGAAGAUGAAAAUGAUGGAGUCAAGGAUUUACAGCUGAGAGCCUUGAGGGCCAAAAUAUGGAUGCUGGAAGAAAGUAAAAAGAACCUGGAAAAAAGCUGUAAUACCUUGAAGUCCGUGAAAGCAGCAAAGGAAGCUGAAAUCAAACUGAUGGAUAUGAAUAUGGAGAGUUUUCAUGAAAUCUACAAACUGAAGGUGGCAGCUGCUGCAAAGAAGAUGGCAGGGAAACAAGAGUGGAUGGAAAAGGAGAUGAAGCUGUCAGAGAAAGAGGAGAAUUUGAAACAGGCUGAAGAAGAAAUUGAGAACUAUGUGAGAAGACUGCAAGAAAUUCAGGCUCAGCAGCAGCAAGAAAAGGAGACCUUCAGACAGGAGAUUGCUGUUCAUAAAAAAAAGACUCAUGACAUUGAGCUCAGGGCUCAAGCUCUGGAGCGGGAGUUGAUGGUGCAGAAGAGGGAGACUGCCCAUUUGAAACACAGAUUGGAAAUAAUGCAGGCAGAGGAAUCCAGGAGGCAGAAGCCAGUGUCAGGGGGACCUGGCUGGGAGAACCCUCCACAGAGAGAUUCCACAACUUGUGCAGGUUACAUGAAGAACCAAGGUUCAUCCCCUGCUGAGGACACCAGGAAGGAACAGGUCAACAUGGCUACAGGAGGACCUCCUCCUUUCCCAAGACCACCCUACAUGCCCUACCACAUGGGGGGCUACAGAGAAUCCUUCAUGGGCUAUCCGCCACCUCCUCCACCCUGGUGGAUUCCAAGACCUCAGCCAGCACCUCUGUCUCCAGAAUUUGGAGAGCCAUUGUGGAAUUGGAACAGGAAACUCAGCUAUCCGGAACAGGCUGUGCCUGUGGGUCAAAAAGCCACCUGAUGCCCAUUUUCUGAAUGUUUUCCCUGUCCCACAAGGACUCUUCCUCUCUUAUCUGUCUGAGUAAUUUCCCUAAUAAACCUUGUGUGGUGCUG
Molecule: messenger RNA, 1512 nt
Organism: Oryctolagus cuniculus (rabbit)
Lineage: Eukaryota; Metazoa; Chordata; Mammalia; Lagomorpha; Leporidae
Source: RefSeq, a predicted model, not a curated record